AUGGCCUCCACCGAGCCCACGAAGCACAUUGCCACAGCAGCGCCUAGGUUCCUCGUUAUUGGCGCCGGGUCUCGUGGCAACGCUUAUGCUCGCGCUGUCACUAAUGCAACACCCGGCGUCAUUCAUGCUGUUGCAGAGGUGGAUGCUUUCAAGCGCCAGGGGUUUGGGCGGAGCUAUAUCUGGGGCAGCGAACCUCCAGGGGAGGGACAGGAGUUUGCUGACUGGAAAGAAUGGUUGCAGUGGGAAAAAUUGCGUAGGGAAAAGGAGAAGGAAGGGGGUGGGGAGCAGCCAAAGGGUGUCGACGGGGUGUUUAUCUGCACCCUAGACGAGAUGCAUGUGGAGAUCCUGCUCGCCAUAGCCCCCCUCAAUCUUCACAUCCUCUGUGAAAAGCCCUUGGCGACAUCGCUCCAAGAUUGUCUUGCUAUCUCCCAUGCUUUCAAUGAGAAUAACCUCUCCAAGUCAAAAAUAUUUUCCAUAGGCCACGUCCUGCGCUAUAGUCCACACAACCAGAUUCUUCGCCGGCUGCUGCUCGAGGAUAGAGUUAUUGGCGAGAUUACGUUCCUCGAACAUACAGAGCCCGUGGGCUGGUACCACUUCGCACAUAGCUUUGUGCGCGGCAACUGGCGCCGCGAAACUCAAGGCGGAGACGGCAGUCUCCUGACAAAAUGCUCCCACGACAUCGAUUUUAUCCUCUGGCUUCUCUCCUUCCCACCGCCAGGAGCCCCAGAUGACUACCCACGUCAUACACCCCAAUCCAUCUCCUCGACAGGCUCAUUGACCCAAUUCCGCCAAGCGGGUAAACCAACGGCGGCUGGAGAUGCAACAAACUGUCUCUCCUGCCCCGCUGAAAAAGACUGUAUCUAUAGCGCCAUUAAAAUCUAUAAAGACCGCUUCCUCUCCAAGGGGUUAACGAAGUGGCCCGUUCAUAUCGUCUGCCCAGAUAUUGAAGACACCUUCGAGACAUCCGGGAUGGCCGCAGCAGAAUCGCUACUCAUGAAAACCUUGGCAGAGGACUACGACAAAUCCACAACUCCGGAUGCUGUAGUUGCCGCACGCCCCUGGUUUGGCCGCUGCGUCUAUGAAUCUGACAACAGCGUCAUUGAGAACCAGGUCGUCUCCAUCUCCUGGGCGGAUGACCCACUCCCGCUACCUUCCGCAGCAACAGCAGGGCAACAAGACUUGCACACCCGCCUGCGCGGACGAGGCGCUAAAACUGCUGUCCUCCAUAUGGUCGCAUCGACGGAGGCACAGUGCGAGCGUCGGGGGCGCGUUUCUGGUACGAAGGGUGAAUUAACCUAUGACAGCAAAGCAAUAUCUGUGUAUGAUUUUGGCAGUGGGGAGAGGGCCAUUACGAACGUGCCGGAGCCUCCGCCAGAAGAGACGGAAUCGCACGGUGGAGGGGAUUAUGGGCUGACGAGGGCGUUUGUGAGGGCGGUAGAUUCCGUGGAGAAUUUGGGAUGGGAGGCUGAGAGGGCACAGAGGGCGUUUGUUGGCUGUUCAUUUGAGGAGGCAGUGAUUAGCCAUGCGACUGUGUUUGCGGCGGAGGAAGCGAGGAGGGAGGGGAAGGUUGUUAGGUGGCAGGAGUGGUGGGCGGGGAAGCGACGGUGA
This is a messenger RNA of Paracoccidioides lutzii Pb01, 1608 nucleotides long. RefSeq names its product streptomycin biosynthesis protein StrI. Bases 1 to 1608 code for a protein of 535 amino acids. Gene Ontology annotation, molecular function: nucleotide binding. The transcript has a single exon. The record is from RefSeq and is a predicted model, not a curated record.